Cyphellophora attinorum is the source of this 450-nucleotide messenger RNA. RefSeq lists its product as uncharacterized. The record is from RefSeq and is a predicted model, not a curated record. The coding region runs from base 1 to 450 and encodes 149 amino acids. NCBI's taxonomy places the organism in Eukaryota, Fungi, Ascomycota, Eurotiomycetes, Chaetothyriales, Cyphellophoraceae. The transcript is spliced from 2 exons.
AUGCCCACCAGGUCCGAAACCGACGCUCCGUCUAAGACAAAGAGGGCGGAGGGAGAAACAUUCACUUUCGUUGGCUCUGAGACAGGCGAUACUUAUUAUGCACUCAUCCGCAGUCAGAUCAACAACGAACCAAAGUACACCGCAGAUGACGGCAUUACAGCAUGGGGUAACGCCAACAAUGAAGUGGUUCAGAACAUCCAGACUACUACCUUCAGCUCUCAGACCGGUCUCUCAGACGGUACAACCAUCAACGUGCGUGGCUCAAUGGUCGGUGGGGAGCAGUGGGUGGCCAUUGGCGACUCAGCUGAGUGGGGAAGCAUAUUUGAGGAGAUCCAGGUCGAGAACCAGGUACAGCUGGACCCGGAGUAUUUCUACUUCACAGUCGGGAAGGUUGCGGACACGGCCUACUUCAACUUCUCGUUGACACUGGAGUGGGUUGACACUUCAUAG